This is a messenger RNA of Setaria italica (foxtail millet), 3000 nucleotides long. RefSeq names its product protein RRP6-like 2. NCBI's taxonomy places the organism in Eukaryota, Viridiplantae, Streptophyta, Magnoliopsida, Poales, Poaceae. Gene Ontology annotation, cellular component: nuclear exosome (RNase complex); nucleolus. Gene Ontology annotation, molecular function: nucleic acid binding; 3'-5'-RNA exonuclease activity; nucleotide binding. Gene Ontology annotation, biological process: nuclear polyadenylation-dependent rRNA catabolic process; poly(A)-dependent snoRNA 3'-end processing; nuclear polyadenylation-dependent snRNA catabolic process. The record is from RefSeq and is a predicted model, not a curated record.
AAUUCACUCACAAUUCGCACGCGGUACAAGCCGGCGGUGGCGGCGGAAACCCAACCCCCCCUCAUAAACCCUAAACCGCCUCAUUCCCCACCCAAUUUCGCCAUGGACGCGGAGGAGGCCUCGCCGCCGCCGCAGCCCCCGCCGUGGGCGCAGAACAAGUCGGCCGCGGCCAUAGAUUCCUCGUCGGCCCCUCUCGCCGCCGCGGCCGCCCGCCUCUCGGCCCGCUCCCGCGCGCUCCCCUCGUCCCGCGACUUCCACUUCUACAACAACUUCCCGGCCUUCAAAUCCCCCGUCGGCGCCGCGGCAGCCAAGGCCGACGCCUCCCUCGGCGUGCUGGGCGCGGCCCCGCUCCUCCCGGCGCGGCAGCAGCCGUUCCCGGGGGGCGGCGACCUCGACGACGCGCACGACUGGCUCGUCGCCCUCAACGACGACCUGCUCGAGCGGUUCGGCGCCUCCGUGGACGAGUUCAAGGCGCUGAGGGAGAAGGAGGAGGCGUCAGGGCGGAGGGCGGCCUCGGAGGCCGGGGACGGGGACGGGUUCCAGGUGGUGUAUGGGAAGAAGAAGAAGAAGGUGGGCGAUGGGGAGGAAGGCGUUGAAAGAGCGGAGGCCUUCGGGGCCUCCAGCUCAGUGAAGAUGGCCAAGGACAAGGCGGCUGCGCCGGGGAUGAAGGCGAAGGUGCCCUUCCACAUCCGCACCACGCGGCCGCAGGGGGUGUACCGCAUUGUGGUGGACAACUCGACCAAGCCUUUUGAGCAUGCUUUGCUUGAGCGGAGCGAGGAUGGCACCCGACCCGUGCACCCAUUGGAAAAACUCCCAAUUGAACAACUAAUCAACAGAAACGUUCCUGAUAGUGAGCCUGUAAAGCCACCUGCUUUAGAUGAUACCCCUUUUACAUUUGUUGAAGACCUGAAAACCUUGGAGGUGCUAGCCACAAAGCUGAAGAAUGCAACUGAGUUUGCUGUUGAUCUGGAACACAACCAUUAUAGGACAUUUCAGGGUCUGACAUGCUUGAUGCAGAUUUCAACAAGAACAGAGGACUUUAUUGUUGACACUCUUAAGCUUCGUAGAUAUCUUGGUGAUUACUUGAGAGAAUUUUUCAGAGAUCCAACCAAGAGAAAGGUAAUGCAUGGCGCAGGUCGUGAUAUAAUAUGGCUUCAACGAGACUUCAGCAUAUAUGUGUGCAACCUUUUUGACACAGGCCAGGCUUCAAAGGUCUUACAGAUGGACCGCAACAGCCUGGAGCAUCUUUUGCACCAUUUCUGUGGAGUGACCGCAAAUAAAGAGUACCAGGCUGCAGAUUGGAGGUUGAGACCCCUUCCUGAUGAAAUGAUCAAAUAUGCUAGAGAAGAUACACACUAUCUGUUAUAUAUAUAUGACCUGAUGAGAUUGAGACUAGUGAAGGAGUCAUCAGCUGACAGUGAUAUGCUUUUAGAGGUUUGCAAGCGCAGCAAUGAAAUUUGCUUGCAACUAUAUGAGAAGGAGCAGCUGACUGAUUCAUCGUAUCUACAUUUACAUGGAUUGAAAGAAAAUGAGCUGGAUGCAAGACAGCUGUCAGUUCUUUCUAGUCUAUAUCGAUGGAGAGAUGGCAUUGCCCGUGCUGAGGAUGAGAGCACUGGCUAUAUAUUACCGAAUAAGAGUCUACUUGAGAUAGCAAAGGAAAUGCCUGUGACAAGUGGGAAGUUAAAAAGAAUUGUUAAAUCAAAAAACUUUGACCGCCAUCUCAGCACUGUCAUUAACACUAUAAGGGAUGCCAUAUCAGCUUCUGGUGCUUUUGAGAGUGUAGCGGAACAACUAAAGAAGGGAAAGCUGGAAGAGUUAACAAUGGCAAAUGUGAAGAACAGCAGUGAAGACACUGAAAUGAUCCCUGCUGUUGAUGUUGAUAACAAUGAAGAUCCGAGUGAUGAAUCUGCUGUAGUUUCCACAGUGAUUACAAAUGUUGGUACUGCUUCUCCCUGUAUGGGAACUGUUACAAGUGAAGCUUCAUUCGGUAAUAUGCAUUUAGAGGACUUCACACCAGAAAAGAACUUGGGGACUUCGUCAGGGUUUACUGGACUGGCAGAUAAGGAAAUAUUGAGCAAUGGCCAGCAGCAAGUAGCAAAGGCCACUGUUCAAGUAUCGAAGAGGACUACAGCCUUUGGUGCUCUGUUUGGAAAACCAGCUGCUGGAAGAAGGCCGAAUCUUUUCCCAGGGCUUUCAAGUGAUCAGGGUAAGAGUAAGGUGGACAAGAUAACGUCUUCUGUGGUACUUCCUUUCCAUAACUUCUCUGGCAGUGUGAAACCUCCAUCAGGUAGCCUUCCAUUGAAAGAACAAGUGCAUUCUGAACCAGAAAGCGUCCAACACAGUGAUCCAGCCUGCCAAAUGGAAGACGUGAUACAGUUGGACACUGAAACAGAUGAUCCGCAACCACCAGAAAGUCUACUUGAUGAUGAGCAUCAGGAACCCAAAGUCAUGGAAAUGUCCAAGUCCCCUUCAGAUGCCCCCUCUGAUACUGAGCAACGGUUCCGGUCACUCAAUGAAGAGAGAAACGUUCAUCAGAAUCAAAAGAUACCUCAAGAACCCGAAUUUAGAUUCCCAGUGGUGCCUUUUGAUUAUGCCGAAGCCAGAGAGAAUCUUGUGUGUGGCGAGCCUAAAGCUGAGACAAAAAAAGACAAUGCAGUUGCCAGGCCCAUAAAUACGGAUUCUGGAGAUAAGCGGCGAACUUCAAACAAACCAGGUGCUGGAGAGGAGGGGAAUUUCCAGCAUCCACGAAGACGGCAGGCUUUCCCACCUUCUGGCAAUAGAAAUUUUACUUAUCACUAAUAGUCAAGAUGUAUAACUGAUCAAAUGUGAUGUUCCAAGAUUAUAGGUAAAAGAGUUAGGACAAAGGGAACACACAUUGUAUGUGGGAAUAUUGUGUGGGUAGAGACAAUUCUUGAACUUCCAUUCACGAGAAGAGGCUGCUCUUGCAUUGUACUCCCUCCAUUUCAAAUUGUAUGUCAUUUUGGCUUUUCGUUGUUCAUA